This is a messenger RNA of Leptomonas pyrrhocoris, 591 nucleotides long. RefSeq names its product putative mitochondrial maoc family dehydratase-like protein. The transcript has a single exon. The coding region runs from base 118 to 591 and encodes 157 amino acids. The record is from RefSeq and is a predicted model, not a curated record. NCBI's taxonomy places the organism in Eukaryota, Euglenozoa, Kinetoplastea, Trypanosomatida, Trypanosomatidae.
AGGAACUCUUCUUGUUUCCAAAAAAACAAACCUGCUCAACGCGUGUCAUUCAAUCAAUGUAUCUACGUUGAAAUCCUCAAUUACCUUCGUUCAUCUUCAUCUCCAGCAAGGCAAAACAUGUCUACUGAAACAACUCCUACUGUGGUGCGCAUCGGCGCACGUGCGAUACGCAGCUUCCACAUCACGCAGGAGAGCGUGACUGCGUUUGGCAACCUGGUCGAUGACCACAAUCCCAUCCACAGCGACCCCGCGGCGGCCAAGGCGGCGGGGUUUCCCUCGCCCAUCUGCUACGGCAUGUUCGCCGGCUCCCUCUUCUCGGGCCUCAUGGCGCAGGACCUACCCGGGCCGGGAUCCAUUUACCUCUCGCAAAAUCUGCGCUUCACGGCGCCGGUCUUUGUCGGCGACGACCUCGAGGUCAUCGUGGAGGUGAAGGAAUUCCACAAGGACAAAGGUCUCAUCUCCCUUGCCAACACCGCGCAGAAGACCGACCCUGCAACGGGUAAAGCGAUCGUCUGCAUCACCGGGUCGUCGGUGGUGAUGAACAAAACGCUGCAGUUCGAAGGUGAGAGCACGUGGACGGCGGCCAAGUAG